Messenger RNA from Topomyia yanbarensis, 25647 nucleotides. RefSeq lists its product as uncharacterized. Lineage: Eukaryota; Metazoa; Arthropoda; Insecta; Diptera; Culicidae. The transcript is spliced from 4 exons. Bases 728 to 12718 code for a protein of 3996 amino acids. The record is from RefSeq and is a predicted model, not a curated record.
CGUUGUGUUUUGAUUAAAUUUUUGGGAUAGUUUUCACAGGUGGAAGUUUAAAGCAAGCAAAAAUUAUUAAACUUACAUACAAAGUAGAACUCUUUAGCGCACGAAAUACAAAUUGUGGCAGAUAUAUCAUUAACAACCAGAAUCAGAAGAGUUUCCAAUCUUCAUUUGACCACUUUGACAACUUUAAAACCGGUCAUGAAUUGCAUGUAGAAGUACCCAGUUAUGGCUAGUGUGAUUGUGAAAAGCGGCGUAUUUAGUGAUUACAAUUGUAAAUGAAAGUUUCAAUUACUAGUGUUGAAAAUGCGCUAUUUUGCGGUUGAAGUGCAGUGCGAGUGCUUGUGAUAGAAGAUUCUGCCCCGGGGGCAGGCAAUUGGACCUAAAUUGCUCCCGAAUGUGUGAAAAACUGUCGCUCGUUCUGUGAGAAGUAGCACGAAAGGAAAAGUGAAACUCAGCGCAGUGUCUUCCUGCUGGUAUCGAUUUGUGUUUGUUUUAAUUUUUCGUUCCCAUUGGAAAAAGUUUUGGCUGCCCAAAUAGUGCGUUGAUAUAUAGUUUUAUUGAAUUACGGUGCUCCGGAGAAAAAUUGUGCAGUGAACAGACGGUAGCCCAAAGAGCUCCAACGACGGCGGAAGCAAUGAGUUAAACUUGAUGGGUGUCCCCCAUUUCGCCACCAGCAGCCUGAGAGCAGUGGAGCUACAAGAAGCACCAGCAGAGCGCACACACGGAGAAAAUGACGAAACUGGUUCAACAGCCAUCGUCGAGUGCUACUGAUCAGCCACUUCCAGUUUCGGAACCCAGUGACGAUCGCGAGCAGUCUCCACAGGCAAGUUCUACACCCGCAAAAUCCCUAACAACACCAACCGGAAAGCGACCUCAGCAGCUGCAACCGACGCCUCCACUUAGUAGGAGGACCUCAACACGUUUGACCUCAAUCCGAAAUGAUAGUCUGUCAUCAGCUUCUUCCACUUCGUCGUCGUCAUCUCUUUCCUCGGUGGGGGAUUGGGAAACGACUGAAACUAAACCAGCACCUAACGAAGAUGUCUUUAAAGUGCCAUCAACUACCCCCGGAGGUGUGUCAGUAUUUGGAGAAGAACCGACAGAAUCAGGUGUUAUCUGUCGUUUGCCAUUGGAUCGAUUACAAGCAAUUUUGGGUGCGCUGAAUAUUCUGAAAAAUCCUUCGGAUGGUGAGCCAGGAACAAGUUGCUCUAGUCCAAGUCCUAUUUACAAAUUGCUUUGUCUGUACUGCGAUCGAACGUUUACUAGCCAGACGUUAAUGGCCAAACACACGGACCGAGUACAUCGAAUAACGAAGGAGCGACGAAGUAGUAGCAGAGUAAUACCAGCGACCAAUGAUGGGGCGUAUCCCAAUUGUAGCUAUUGCAACAAGGGCAAAGUGGCAACAACAUCCGAGGAUCUUCCGCAACUGUUCAAACAUUUGGUCGAUCGGCAUUCCGAUCGAUAUUUUGCUUGCGAACCUUGCGGUGUACGAUUUCCUAGUGAUGAAUCCCGCGAUUCUCAUCUGGAAACACUUCAUCCGUCAAACGACAACCCGGAUUCAAGUCGCAAUCGGCCCAAAUCGAAAGCUGCCCUUAAAAGUUUCAACGUCAAGUCGAAAAGUUGCGAAAUUGUAACCACCCCGCUUACCAUUCAGGUCGACUUCGACACGGAAGCGAUGAAGAAUCUCACUAUUGAAAAUAUUGAUGCAGUAGAUUCUCUGUCCGCUGCCCUAGGGUUGGUAGGCUCAACCACCUCAAACACUACUCGCCUUCGAAGUUCAGGACGAGCAUCUGCUGCACGAUCGAUGACUUUAGCUGGAGGAUCAAAAUCAAAAUUAGCUAAAAAGUCUGACAAAAUGAUGAUGCGUUCCUCCGAACCGAUGCUUUCGAGAUUAGGCAUAGCACAGCAUAGAACUUCACAGCAGGGACGAAAAACGAUCAACACAAAAACCCGCCGGAAAACGGCGACUGCCGAUAGCGCCAGUUGUUCGUCUUCUCUCUCUGCAGCUUCCUCUUCUCAACCGGACAAUCACUACAACAAAAUUACCAAAUUGAAAACCAUUCGUUCCACCCUGAACAAUCCAAGCGGCAGCUCCGAGAGCGACUUUGUUGUUUCGCGUGGAAAGAAUGAUAUUGUCAGCACCUUUGACGAAGAUUUUUACGAAAAAGUCAAUGCAAAUGUUCGCCAAAACUUAAGCUGUCACCUAGAUGGUAAAAUAGAAGCCACUACCCCGAACGCACCAUCACCAAUCAGUCCUGUUGCGUCAGUUCCGGCAAUACGUUCUACCGUUGUCAAAAGUCCCCUCCAAUCGGAAAGUAAAAUUCACGAAGCCACCAAUUUACCGGCGCUGACUGUCUUUCCCACUUUGCUUACCGUUGAACAGUACGGUACGGAUUUAAUGCCCGUGACCAAAAUUAAGAAACCGAUCACAAAAAACUCCUGGAAGUGGAAAUGGGAUUUUGUCAAAAAGUACAAGUACGUUAGCGAGAACGGAAAAAUUGUAAAGAAAAUAAAACAACCAACUUUGGGAUUGCGGGAUCUGUCCAAGCUGGACAUGUGGACGCAGCUAACAAUGCGUACUAAGCACGAGCUGAUCCGUAAUCGUCGAAGUCUCUACCAACCGGGAAGCUCUAUUGCCGAAGUGGGUGAUAGUCUUCGACAAGAGCAACGCAAACAGGUCUACGAACUAAACCAGAUUUUGGACACACGCGUUCUGCCACAAAUCACACUCGAACAACACGAUCAAAGUAUUAUCAAGUUAGAAGCUGAAUCAGUGGAUGAUGCGAACCUGGCGGUAUCUCAACUGGCAGAUGCCCAGCGACUGUCCAACACUUUGGACGAAGACUUCAUCGAAAGUCUGCAGUUGUUGAAAUUACCGAACACAAGCGGUCGACUACAGGUCAUACUCAGCGGCGAGUGGGCCCGACCACGAUGUUACAUAUGCUAUUGUUGCGGUGACAAGUUUGGUUCCCUCAAACAGGUAGAAGAACAUAAGACUUUCCGUCAUCCGUACGUGUACUCCACCUACUAUGAGAUAGUCGGACGGGAACUUAUUGAAAAACAACUGUUCAAACAUUUUUUCAUCCCUCUGUCCGCUCUUACUAUGCACCGAAUCCACUACGCUCGUCUAUCAAACUACCCAUCGAGUAGCUUUGACCGUCGAACGCCACCAACCCGUCAACCGUCUUCUGAAUCUGCUGCCACCAUCACUGAGAUUAAAAGCGAAGAUUCCUCCUCGAACGAAGCUACCUCGUUUUCGACGGCCACCUCGUCCUCGUCGCUUCUUUCACUGUCAGGUCAAACUGCAACCAGUAUUGUAUCGUCCUGUUCGUCCCGAUCUACUCUGGACAUGCUACUUACGGCUGGUCAAGAUUUUACCACCUCAUUUACCACUUAUCCAUCCGAACCAGGACCGGUGCAGUGUUCAAAAUGUCAAAAGGAAUGUGUCAAUACCCUUGUACUGUACGCACAUAUCCUUAACUGUACCAACGACUACAUCUGGCUACAGGCGAAGAAACGAAUGAAAUAUCGACGGGCCAAUAGGCGCCGGAAAGGAUGUACCAAGGCGGCGCUGGCUGCGCGAAAGGCUGCCCAGUCGUCCACUGCUCAUGCUGCGGUCGAGAAAUCGGAAACGGCUAGUAAUCACUCCGGAGUCGAUGCAGACAGUAGUAGCAGCACUAGUGGCUCGGAAUCCAAGAAAAAGAUAAAAUCACCGCCCAGACCGAGGGAGAAAGACAGUGACAUAGUCAAGCGGUUGACAGCCAACCUGCCAGCGAAACGCAUCUCACGUCAGAUUUUCCAGAUGACAAAACAGAUUCGUAAGCGACCCCAAAUGACCAUAGUCAAGGGUAAGAAACAGGUUGUCUCCACUUUGGCUCCUUCCAAAGCCGGUGUACCUCGUGGUGCCUGUUCGGCUACGAUUACCAAGCUGCGUAGUGGCAAGAUUUCCGUCAUCCCUAAUGUCAUAAAAAAAUCAACAACAAAAAGUACAUUAUCAACAAAACCUCCCACUCCGAAACCUAAACAAUCGGAGCGAACACCAGAAGCAGUUCAACCGGAAGUUGAUGCAUCCGAGCAAGAUCAUGGGGAGGACACCAAAGAGACGAAAGUAGAGGAAAGCAAAAAUGAAAAUAUAGACAUUUCAUCAGCAACAGGUAGUAGGAAAAUGGUUUCUCGAGCGCGGAAUAUUCCGGUGCGUGCGAAACAUUUUGUUACCCGUCGGAGUGUGCAGUGGAAAAGUAAAAAUAAGAUAUUACCGUUCCGUAAAGGCACAUCCGGAAAUAGACGAAUACUGCGCAGUGGUGUUAAGGUCGUACCUGUGGGAGCAAAGAAGAAAACAAAGAUCGUAUCGCCAGUGAAAAAAGAAGUGGAGAAAGAAGCGGUAGAAGUCGAGGUGAAAGCUACUCCGAAAAAGAAUGGUACCAAACGAAAGGGAAGUAAAAGCCCAGAUGAAGUUCAGAGCUAUAGCGAAGACAAUCCAUCAGCUGUUGUGGAGGAAAAACUGUCGAACGCGAACGAUGAGCUGCAGAAGAAAGAUGACGAAAAAAGCUCAGAGUUGAGUGAACCAGCAGGCGACGAGAAGAAUGUUAAUCCAAUUAUUGAGCCUUGUGUUGAAGAAGUGCCUAAAGAAACUGUCGAGAGUCAGAAUAGCGAACUAAUAUUAUCUGAAGAAAAGGUGGAGCAACAUACUAAUGAAACGCCGGUUAAAGAAAACGAAUUGCCGAAGGAGUCAACAACAAUGGAAUUAAAAGCUGUACCAGAAGAAACGCCGAAUCAACCGAUAAUACACGAAGCAACUGAACCAUUAACCCCAAUUAAGUCCCCAACACAAGGGUCAGUACCUCCUUCGGUACCAUCGACACCCUCAAGUUCUAAUGCGCAACAUGCGAGCAAACGAAAGCCUAAAAAACUUAACGAUUGCAUUGCUAUGCUCACAGGAAAAUUGUCCGAGAAACUUGGUGUUGACUUUUUCAAUCAAGUGACGGCCAAAACCUCUGCACCUAAAAAGUCUCCACCAACAAUUGAAACACGGUCUUCAAAGCAAUUGUUGUUUCCCACUCCCGAUGCAAUACCGCCACAAACGCUCGCCGUCUUACCUUUGCAGAUACCUCCUCCUCAAUUAGCGCCACUUCCAUUGGUGAUGAACACACGACAUUCACCGGCUCCCCCAAAACCAGUAAUGCUCUCGCCAGUACCACCAAUCAUUACGCCGAUGGAAGAUAUCUCCGACGAACCACUAAAUCUAUCAAAAAAUAGUCCAAUCGGAAGAAGCAUUCCGCCUCGCUCAAGAGAUAUGUAUAACCAUCAACCAGGGACUCAACAUUUGACACCACCGCCUCGAUCACCUACAACACCAUUGUCUUCACCGCAUCAUUUGCACCCGCCAUCAUCACAUCAUAAGUCACCUCAUGCACAGCAACCACAACAUCAUCACCAGCCGCAACAGCACCACUUGCCACAGUUACAUCAACAGCCUCAGGGACCACCAACACCGACCAGAAAUCUUCCUUCGAUUAAGCUUCCACCUGGACUUAUCAUCGAACGAGUCGAAUACAAGUCCCGGCCUGUUAUCUCUAAAGAGGCCCCAUCUGUUACCAUCGUUGCACGCCGACAACCACCUCCAUCUAUGGAAAAUCGAUCAAUGCCAUCAUCGCCCGCCGAGUCUCCAACAAUGCUAUCGCCGGUUCGAAAGCAUCACAGUCAGCCACAGCAACAUUAUGGAGAUCCGCGAAAAAGCACGCCUCCCACGCAACAACAACUACCAUCUCCAAAGCAGCUACAGCCUCCACUGCAGCUGCCCUAUCAACAGCCUUCCAUUGCAUCAACGUUGCGGCAGGAGAGACCUCUCGAGAAUCGCAUUUCAGUUACUAUCACCGAGGCAAAGAACAGUGAGCAGCGCCAUCAGAGUUUAAUCGCCAAACAACCCCCAGUAACACUAAACAUACCUGAACGUCCACCUAUUAUCGAUCGGGCACCGGCUGCAAUAAAUCCAACCACUCUGAUUAUUCCUACUGUGUCCGCACCUGCAAUACCCGUUCAAUCUUCCAGUAGCAGCAUUAGCAGUAGCAAGCGCAAUCGGCGCAAGAGUAUGUACGUAACACAAUCCUCAAUCAAUGAAACGACAUCACCAGCUCCGGUUCCUUCGAUCGCACCGCCUGCUCCGUUCCUGCCAGGACUAUCGCCACUGUCAUUUCUUCCACAUUCUCUGCUAGCUGGCCCACCACUCGGGUUGGACUUGCAGCGUCUAGCAGCAGUCGGGCUACCACCUCAUUUGAAACCUCCAACCAUUCCUCCAUUGACCAUACCGACUCCGUCGACACCCUCGGCAGCCACGGCAGCUGCAGCUGCUUUACUCGAGAAAAUACUACUGCCGAACCGGGAUAUGAUUGUACAACAGUUAGAGAAUGCCGCUGCACAGUCUCGAGCUUUGCGUAUAUCUCCCGAGGCGAAGAAAGUAUCAGAAGACGUGGCCCCAGUCAGUGUCCAAGUGCAAACUACGCCUGACUCGAAAGAAGUUAUACCUAUCCCAGGACAACCUACGCUAGAAAAGAAAGCUCGUUCCCGGGCCAGAACAUCCCGAGCCAAAUUACAGAGUGUUAUUGUUUCCCAUGCGGAAUCGAAUGUCAUUUCUGUGUUAGACAAUGCUGAAGUGCCCGAAAAAGACUGUCAACCAGUGAUUACGGAGAUGCCCAAGGCUGUUGAUCUACCAACUGAAAAGGCUCCAGAGAAUACUGAGCCUGAUAGACCAGAGACACCUGCAAAACCGAUAGAACCCUCAAUAGUAACAGUCGAUCCGAAGGUCUUGGAAUCCGAUCAGAUUGAAGAUCCGAAAACUUCUGAAACUCCUACCGGAAGUCGCAGCAGUACAAGCGCAAAAACUAUCCGCAAACGGCGGAAAAAUGAGCUCGCUUCCAUCCUAUCCGAUCAAUUACUUGAGAGCUUUAAAGAAGUCGAUCAAUCUGCUUUACAGGAUCUCAAAAUGAUGCACGAUAUGUCUUGUGAGAAACCGGAUGUGAAAUUCUCCCUGGAACAAAUUCCUCAACUAGCGAAGCGUAAAAUUAAUCCACGCAAUCCAGAACUUCUAGCUAGAAAUUCUCCUACCGUUGGUAGUGGAAAGAAAACGCCAGCUAGAAAGAGUGGUGGUAAGGACAUACAGCGAGAACAAAGUACCGACGAAGUGAAAGAAAAGGACCAAACCGAUGAGCAGAUUGAGGAAACAAAUGUUCCGAAAUGCGAAAGUAACACGGACGGUGAAAAGGUUGAUAUUGGAGUGACAGUGGAAGAGCAAAAGUGCAGUGAAAAUAUUUCUUCAAAUCAGGAAACAGUCAAAGAUAUUGCAUAUAGUGAUGAAAAUGUUGCAGUUUCGGUGAACUUACCUGUGAAAACGACAACGAAGAAAAAUGCUAAAAAACCAGCUGAAAUCAUCUCAGUCCCAGAAGAAAAACCAACUAAAUUUGCUGAAAAAGUUGAUGCUCCAGAACCUGCAAAGCAGCCGCCGAAACGACGAACGCGAAAAUUAUCCAUCGAUAUCGAUCGGAUGGCGGGACUCGAACGAAAAGGUCGACAAAAGCAACAAUACCUGAACCAACUGGCAAACCUCGAUUUAGCAGAAAAGUCAACAGCGCCCAAAAAGACAAAAACUACUAAAAAGAGUGAACCUAAAAAAUCCGACGAGGAAAAGUCGUGCAAUGAAAACGGCCAAUCGCAACAAACGGAGAAGGCAGAAGAAAUGACGAAAAAGGAACAACCACCAAUUGAGGAUGGCAAAACAAAGAAAAAAUCUACAGCCAAAGCACGUUCUAAAACUCCAUUUCCUUUUCCUAAUCAGAAACAUACAGAAAAAACUGAUCUGGAUCGAUUGAAAGAUUCGUUAAACAUUGAAACACCCACGAAAAAGUCGGCCAGUAGGAAGAAGGUAGUAACACCCGUUGAACCAGCAAAAAAGAUUGAUGAGAAUCUUUUAACACAACGAAAGAAACCCGCAACAACCGUGCAACUCCCGGAAAAGCUUGAAAUUACCCUUCCGUCAAUACCCUCCGAGCAACCGAAAAAAGUUGAAACACCCACUGAGCCUCCGAAAAAGCCCGAUGAAAGUGAACGACUAUCGCUAUCUCUACCACAACCAUCAUCAGAAAAGUCGUCCACAAAACGGAAGAGUGUUAAGGUGAACGACGCUAAUGAAUGCAUGACAGAUGACAGUGGUCCUUCUCCGGUUAAAAGAAUGAAAGACGAUAAUAGGAUCCAACUGCUAGAAGAAACUGCGAAAUCUCACUCUCCUAAACGAUCAAAGACUCCUACUGAGGUGGAGUCGAAACAGAGAACUCCAUCGCCAGCAGUUGCUCCUCAGAAACCAAAACCGAAGACACCAACGGUACCAAAACGCAUCAUGGCACGUAGGUCGUCCGUGUUUGUUGAUAAGAACCUAGCACAAUACAUGAAACAAAAGGAUGCCGAGCAGGAACUGCUGGCAAACAGUAGCUUCAAGGAUGACCUGAUUCUAACAUCCCGAAGAGGAACUCGUAGUCAAGGCGGAGUAGAUUUCAACUUGGUAGCGAGCUUCGCUGAAACGGCGAUGAAACCCAGAGAUCCUAGACGAAAAUCGGCUGCUGCAGUUGCCGCAGCAGCUGCAUCGGCAAAGCGUGCCGAGGAGAAGCUUCGAGAAGAGAAGGAGCGAUUGCAACGAGACGAAGAGAUAAAGCAGGUUGAAUUGUUCAACAAAUCUACGGCUGUGGCUCCUCAAUUGCGUAGAAUUAGCACACGUCGGGCUUCUGUGUUUGUUGCUUUACCACCAGAAAAGGAGCAACCAAAACAGCCAGAAGAGAACCUAGCUGAAAUUGGCAAAGCUACUAAACGACAGUAUAGGCGGCGGGCAUCCGUGUAUCAAUCAACGUCCUUCCUGGAUGAAGAAGAACAGCAGAAGAAAGCCGAAUUAAAGUCAAAUACGACACGAUCUAAGACACCUGGACCAAGUGAUAUGUGGGAUCAAGAGUUGAAAUCUGUUGGCCGUAGGCGUAACCAAAGUUCUGUGUUCAAUGGCACUCCAGAACCUACAAUUGAAUCACUGUUGGAGCCAUUAUCAAUACCAACGGGGACUGGAACAAAACGUCGAACGAAAAAUAGUCAACUGGCAGAAAAUCUGUCAAAACUGUUUAAUAUUGAGGAAGAGAUACAGCUGAUUGAUCGAAGCCGGCGGAAACCACGUAAGAGUAAUACUCCGGUGACAUUCGAAGCUUCCUUUGCUAGCUCCACCCCGAUCAAGGCUCAGGGUACUACUGAAACGAAGAAGAUUGACGAGUUGGUCAAAGUAGUCGAGACUGAAGUGGCUAAGGUUAGCAUUGCUCCUAAACCACGCGAGUCGCUGUCCUUCUCGAAUGAUGACGAGGAUGAUUCGCCCAAGCUGAAUAAACUCGUCCAGGACAUAAUUAAUAAAUCCGAAUCAGAAUCGGAUUCAGAAGACGACAAUAUGUCAUUAGCCUGCUUUGUUCGCCGCGAGGAAAGCUUCCUGAGGCCAACUGGGCAGCAUUCAACUAUCCAGGAAACCAUGGACGCGACAGGUGGAGAUGAGAGCAACAGUGCAAUGGAUGACGAUAUAAGUGUAACGACGGAGACUACUAGCUUUGGUGGUAGUAUCAAAAAACGCAAACGACGAAAGUCUAUCUGCGUGACGAAAUCGCGACGAGCGAAGGUUCCCGUUGAUAACAGUAAACCAGUAAUCACGUUUAAUUGUGAUUUGUGUCGAAAGGUGUUCAAAAAGCAAGAUGCCUAUAAUAAACACCGGAUGACACUGUCACAUAUCGCGAAGCUCUCCGAGCAGGAAUAUCUGGAGGCACAGCAAAAGGAACAAGAAGCAGUUACUGCUGAGAAGCAACCGAGUCCUAUUGCUUCAACGGAAAUUUCAGCAAUUGCCACUUCCCCACCUAACACCAUGAAAAAUCUAAGUCAAGAAGAGAAGCUUUUCUAUGAGUGCUGUUCGAUGCUGAAGGAAUCCAAUGCCGACAACGAAAAUCUCAAUCUGACAGUAUCGUUAAAAUCCGAUGAAAUGACAAAUCCUGGCAUUGCUAGUGAUCAGAUUGCACCACCUGAAGUAAGCGUCACCUAUCCGAACCCGUUCGCAUCACUGCCGCAGCAGAAUAAAACUACUGACAAUAGUUGCUUCAACAUGGGUGAUAGCUUUCCGUCCUUCCCUGAUGUUAGUGAAAGCGAAAACUACAUUCAAACGAUCAAUCAGAGAAACUUGGACGAUCCGUUCGCGAAGCUCACAGCAGCUGGAAAUGUACAACAAUUGUGUACUUCAGAUAACGAAGGGAACCUAUCGCCACAUAAUUCAACCAAGUCAAGCAGCUCGCAGGCGUCUGUGUUUUCGCAAAAAACGUUCAAAACCAAGGGGGCUCUGAAAGGGUACGACAAUUUUAAAGUUUCUAUACCUAUGAGUGGCAUUCAGAUCGCAAAGGAAUCAAAGCUAGAUACUUUGGCGGAUGUGGCUCUCUGUGGGGACAUACCAAAAGAGUUUCAACUCAAGGAUAGCGAAGAAGAAAAGGAUAGUUCCCCGAAGGUGGAAUCCCCGCCGAAGGACGAUGAUUCUCCCAAGAAUGGUCUACAGACGGGUGGAAGGCGAGUACCAGCUAAAAAGGAACAAUUUGCGAACAAGUUAGGUUUUCGAGCAAAGAAAAAGGCAAUCUCCACUCCGAGUACUCCUAGUAGAGCUACUCCGAAAAGAACAACACAGAAAAAAUCUAACAACAGCGCAGGCACCCCUACUCUCGGCCGGAGUAGACCAGAUCCUGAUGAUAUAUAUGCAUUCCAGGAUUCUCCACCCGAGGAAAUGAUACUUCCUCCGUCAUACACAUCGAACAAGAAAUUAACUACUGGCUCAACAGUGGUUGGAAACAAAAGCACUGCGGAUCAGUCUGUUACUACCGAUCAGGGCGAGGAAAGUCAGCUAUCCAGUUUAAGUUUCUCCGAUCGGGAUGAUUUCAUCUAUGGUACUAACACACUGAGCGAGGAGGAUGAAGAUGACAAGAGUAGCAGCUACAGUAGUUCACAGACGACACCUAAGAAACCCGUCAAGGCGGACGUACAGAAAAAGAGUCUCAUUAUGGGACGAAUUUUCAAAAAAUCCAAAGAUAAGCCCAAGGAGGACUCAGGUGCCAAAAAAGUAUCACCCGCAGAAGUUGAGGAUGCUGUCAAACCAGUGGCGAAAGAUUUUGAUAAAUUAUUUGACACACUGAAAAAGUUAGAAGAAGUGGAGAAGAAGACUGAACCAGAGAGCAGCGCACCAACGGAAAAUGAACCUGGUAAUGAGAAUGUCGAUUCCAAGUUACUGGAAGAGUACGAAGAUGAAAAGGGUAAUAGGAAACUACGAAGAAGAAGUACACAAAAGAAAUUAACAGAAACAUGGGAUUCGGAUGAGUAUGAGGACUUCAACUUGGGUGAUAUCGUUGGUUUGAUAGAGAAAAAAGACGAACAGGAAGCUAGCGAAGACCGACCAAAGCCAAUGGAAUCAAAAGCGAAAGGGUCUAUCGAAAAUGUGAAAAAAUCUGAAGAAUCACCACUGAAAGCUAUCAAUCAGCCUGCCAAGGAGCAAGCCACGGCAAAAGUAAAAACCGUUGCAGACAAAAAACCCAUCGUUACGGACGAAACGAUUCGACAGGUUAUGGAAAGUGUCAUCAUGGAAGUGUCGAUGAGCAAAAAUCACCGAACAAGGGAUAACAAACGCCGCAGUAAAGGGAAACCAGCCGCCAAGGGUUCAGCAGAAGAAAACGAACCUGAGAAACCCGUCAACAAAGUUAGUAGUUCAGAUGCUGACAACGAAUUAGAUGAACAUAUCCUGGAGUCGAGUGUGGUCAUUUCCUCGAGAACCAUCACCACCAAAUUUAAGCAGAAACUGAACUCCGCUCAGGCCGGAAAACAGAAACAGCAGCAAUCGAAGCAGAAGCAAAACAAAACUGUCGCCGUAGAUGAGCCUAAUAACGAAACCGUCGAUAAUACCGCCAACAACAACAACACCCAAAGCCAAAAGACGAAAACCACCAACAAACCGAAAGAACCGCGAAAGGAUCCAGCGGAAUCGGCGACAAAGAGUGCAACCACUGCCACCAACAGUAGUGCCAAGUUGAAACAACGAAAAGGUCCACCAAAAAAGAUGAAAAAUGUCGCGUACGAUCCGGACAGUGACUUCGAGGAUAACAUCAAAUGUAAGAAGGUGAAAAAGAAACUGCUUGAAAAUGACAUUGAGGCGAACCUGAAAAUCGAACAGUUGAACGCAACACUUAGCGACAGCAUUUUGAUGCCGGCACCCCGUCGGAAACGAAAUGCGGCUGAAACUCUCUACUUUUGGUCGUCGUCUAGCGAGGAGGAUGACCUGGAGUCAGACUACGUGGAAGUAUCCGCUCCAACGAAGGGCAAAAAACAGAAAAAGAAAGUUGCCGCCAAACCGAAACCGAAACAGGCAGCGGAAGGGCGACAGCAGCAGCAGCAGAAAUCAAAGCAAAAACAGCAGCAACAACAAACGACGCAGCAACAGCAGCCGAAACAGACGGUUGGUGCAACAGUUGAAGCCGGUACCGGCGAUGACACCAGUAGUAGCAGUGAACACAUGCAGCAGCAGCACGGUUGGAUAGUGGGAGAUUCGCACAAAAAGUUAGUUACGCUUCUCGCUCAUGCCAAGGGCAAGCAGCAGGACAACCGGACGGUGAAAGCAGCGAGCAAUCGACGGAAGACGUAAGUAGUUGCUUUUUGUUAGAUGAUAUUGUAUAUAAUGUAUUUUUGCGAUUAAUCGAGAAGGAAUUGUAACAAACAGUGGCACUGAUUGAAGGUUUAUUGGACUGCCUAUUAUAGUGUAUAUUAAAAUAUAUGUCUGGCUUAGAAAGUUGCUAUAAAAUUUCCUAAUUAAUUUUUUGUGACUGAAUUGAGCCAUAUGCUUUCUAUGAAAGAGGUUCAGUAUCAGGUUCGUUAUGAAGGAUGCUACAUUGUUUUGCAUGUUCACAACUGGACAGAUAGUUACAUAAACGUCAUAAACUGCAAAACAGCAAGAAUAGACCAAGGGACUUUGAAGCGCCCUGCAACAAAUCGUGAGUUCUGGGGGACGUGUAGUAUAGUUGGUAUACAGCCAACCAUAACAUUUCUAGAAGAUUUCAAAUACUUCUGAAAGGUACAUUAUUUUCGAGAGCACGCUAAUAGAAAUAUUUUUUGAGAGCAGAAAAUAACGAUUUAGUUCUAGGUUGACAAUUGAUAUACUAGAACAUGCUGGGCAUAACGGAUACAGCUGCCUCUCUACGCGUAAUUGUCCCAUGAGUAUAGGAAAUCCCAUUGCACAUGAAACUGUUAUACGUAUGGCGGUUGCACAGUAGAGUAUACUCAGGGAAAGAUAGACAUUUUCUUAUGCGAAUAUAAAGCAGAAUGAGAUCAAAUUGCAUAACAAGAAAUAGUGUUAUUAUCCGUAUCCUAUGUUGUUUACUUUGGUCAAGAUUGAAAUUCUGGAAAUGAAUUCUACCGUAUUAUUUUGCCUUAUCCGACCGAGAUUUAUUUUGCUUUUUUUAAUGUACCUAUAAUUGAAUAAUAUACGCUAUAAUAAGCCGCUAAUGAAGUUUUCACCUAGUGUUCCAUUGUAUUGCAUAAAUUACGACAAGUAGGCAAAACGACCUGUCGAAAAACUAAACGACACAACAAAUUGUGUGGCCAGAAGAUAGAGGAACACACCAAGACUGUAAGCGAAAUGUAGCCGAUGGAGCAAGAGCCAGAAAAUUGUUUAGACUAAAUUUACGGAGCAUGUGUAUAAAUUUGUGAUAAGGUGGAGAAAAAAAGCUUCAACAUAAUAUUGAAAGAAAAAUAUCUCACUCUACGAUAUAAAUUAAUCACUAUACUAAGAAAGAGAAAAAUCAACUGGUAGCAAAAAUUUAGUAUACUUUCCGUUUAGUUAAUCGAUGCUGGUUUGGAUGAUUGUCGUGUAACUGCACCUAACCAAACGUUGGCAAUGGUAUUAAACGCUCUUUUUAUUCGAUAAUAACUACUGAUUGUGUAUAAGUUAUCAUUAUCCCUGUAGGUAGCGGAGAGAAUGUUCAUUCCGUUUAUAAAAUGGGUAAACUGUGAAACUAUGCUCCAGCUGCAAGUUUGCCGUCGUAAUGUUGUUUCCACAGGAGAUGAAUCAUUCAAUCGUACUGAAAGUAAAUAGAUAUAGUUUUAUAUAGCAAAAAAACAACAAAAAACUGAAAAAAUUAAACUAAUGUUGUAUCCUACCCAGCAAAAUAGGACAUUGAAAUGAACUCGAGAAACAUGCUGGUUUCUGACUAAAUUUGAUGAAACAAAAUAAAAAUUAUAAUCUAGUUCAUGUAUAGUUAUAUAAGGGGUAGCUAAAGCUAUGGACAUAGCAACUGAACAUUAUGAAGGUUAGAGCGAAUUUAUUUUUGUCCUUCCAAACCACGUUCAAAUUACGUUAACAAUCGAACGACUGUGCAAAAUUAGUUGAAUUAAGUUAGAGAGAUAGAAAGAGCUUUUUAUUUUUCCCCUAUUUUUCCCCCUAUGUUUUAAGCAAACAGUCAACUCUAGUGUAUAGGGAUUUAUGUACGAUAAUCGCUUUACGGUUGCCGGGAUCUGAAAAAUAAAUAGAUUGUAGGAUUUUAUCCCGUCCUAAACAUUUCACACCUGUCUACCUAUUACCACCUAUUACGUUUUUGCGUUUAUUUAAGUUACCUUUUCAGCAUAUGUAAUACCAAUAGAACAUAACCGCGCGUAAUAGUUUUUCAUUGAAAAAGAACGAAUCUAUUUCAUCACAUUUUAAGUCGAUAGAGAUUGCAUGUUGUUUUUCGUUUGCGCCAGGACUAUAUUAUCAAUCGCUUAAAAACAUAUAAACAAAAUUCGUUCCUUGUUGGGGUGCCCCCUUCCCUUCACCGCUCCCUCAAUUUAGCACAGAAACUAGUGGUUAUGUGCAUCCUCAGCAAAAGUCGGUCGAUGACCCAAACAAAACUUGUGGUUGGGUGCUGGACAUAUAACUCGCCGAUGGGGUCGGUGCGUGCCGCCCGUCAAUAUUGUCAGUCAAUUUCUCGUAUGCUUGUUUCGUUUUAUGAAUCCUAGCCAGGGUAGAUUUUCUCGAAACUUUCUGAAUUUGUAAAUGUUGGAGCGAACCUACUCCUCCGGAAUCCAAAAGCGAAAUCAGCAUUAAUUUCUGAAUACUCUUCCCGUUGAAUCUAAAACCUAGUUUUCAUAUUUCUUCAAUUAUUAUUUGUUUGCAAUAAUAUGUAAAAUAUAAAAGAUGCUAACAUAAUUUAGCCUAUAACAUCUUACAAGCAUCUUUUACUUGGGAAACUUCUGAAGAUAGGCUGAUGUUUAUUAUUUGCAUGAGGGCUGUUUCCAAUUUAUUCGUUCGGCACAAAUCAAUGCAGAAGACACAUCAACGCUUUUUUGUGAAAAGGGCGAUACUUACAAAUGUAAACAUAAGGCUUUUUUCAUACAUGCAAAUGAAGGCUUUAAAACGCAACAAAUUAACCUAAAAAUUUGGAUUCUACGAUAUUGCUUUCUUAAACUACAGCAAAAAAUACAUCGGGCGAAACUGUAUUUUUGUUUGUUUAUUUAAAGUUUCGCCCUCCACGCUCCAUGCAAACAAGCAGGGCGAUACUUAUUUUGCUAGCAGCUUAGAGGCGAAACUGUUUUUUUCGAAUUUUUUUUAGGAUAAUCUAGCUGAUACCAGCUGUAAAUAGUAACAAUGAUCGCUAUUGAAAAAACCCGGACGAAAUCGGUGGUAUAAUACGGUAGUUAUUGUAAAAAAAGGUAAGGGCGAUACUUCAAUGCUGAUAGGUGGGACCGAAAAAGUAAACAAUCGCCAAAGGGGCGAUACUAUCAUUUUGUCGAUUUAAAUAGCAAAAACAAAUUUUAAUUUAAUAAUUUCAAACACUUUAUGCAGUUUUGGGUUUCGAUCACUGAAUCAUGCAAUCUAGGAUGCAAAAAACACAAUAGUUCUUAAAUAGGAAAUAAAACCAAGACUUGAAAUAUUCUCUGUUGAUUUUCUGUGAAUGGUGUCACUGCUAGUAUCGCCCUUUUCAAGAAAAAGCGUUGACAUCAUUUUGUUAUACUAGCGCUAGUUGUUAGCGAUAAUCUGUUACGAAGUGUUUGGAUUCUGCGUAAUUUUUAGUGCGCUUGAUAAUAUUUAGUUGUCUUUUCAGGAAUAUGCAGCGCAACCUAAUAACUGUGGUUUUUUCCUUAUAAAUCCUCUUCAGGUUGGACAGAGAAUGCGCAAAAUUCGUAAACGAAAAAAGCAGUUUUUUCCACACCGUAUGUCAGAUCUACAUAAAAACCAAUCGUAUGUAGAAUGUUGUUACAGUACUGCUGAUUGAUUUUUAUGAAAAUCUGACAUACGGUGUGGAAAAAACUGCUUUUUUCGUUUGCGAAUUUUACCCUUUCUCUGUCCAACCUUCACCUAUGCAAUCGUCGCUGUUGUCUUGCCGUUGGAGGUUGCUUCUUUUCGCAUUCUGCGCUGUACUAGUAUUACAAGUUACGUUAUAAUUUUCAGAUGUCGAUUAAAAACAAGUCAUAGUUUAGCUAUGAUUUUUUAUUUGAAGAUUGUAACUGCUUUUGGUUGCAUUCUUUUGUCUGUUUCUGUUUGUUGCUACCCUAGGAAGCAGUUUGCUGCCAGUAUAGGUCCGAGUUUAGUCGUGAAUGAAGCUUCUUUAAGGCUUACUUUUUUUUGUAAUUGCCAACACAAUCGACACCUAACGAGGCAGAGUGCGGUUGUCGAGCAACGAUUUCGGUCAAUGCGAUGACGCCAUAACAGUAGCCCGUGGUCGAUGUCAAAUAGUUGUCCGUUGAUAUAUUUAAGCCACUGACGUUUUAAUAUUAAAUUUUUAAGUUGAAGAAUGGAUUAGGUUCGGCUGGAGUGGCAUCGACUGUAGUAACAACAGAGAGCGUAGCAAUGUUACCGUUUUGAGCGGAAUGGAAGGUCCUUUCAUCAAUCCUAUGAACAGUAUCGGAACGGCUGACGUUCGCUGAUUCAACUGCGGUGGGGGACUCGAGGCAUCCCGUAUCAGCUGCGUUGCGCCCCCGGAAACAUCAAUCGACGUCAACGAGAGAAACGGUUGACAUCUGGUCAGAAGCAGAGGGAAAAUUACUAAAAACGGAGAAUAUGCCAGCACUGAAUGUUUUCCGUGUAGAUUUAGAUGGUGCCAUUUGUGGCUAAUUGGAAGACCUUUCCACCCAUCCCACACACAGAACUGAAAGGAUUGAUGCUCGCAUUGCGUCCCAAGAUGCGCUCAACAACAACACUCCUCCCCAAUGGUUUUGUAGCUUGAUAUAGCGGCAUUCUCAAUUAUUAUGCUAAUGGUCCGAGUAACAUGAGCGGAUUUCAAGCCUCUUCUAAAGGAGACGGCCACAAUAUGUUCUUGGUAGAACUAUCCUUGAAUUCUCUGAACGGUAAGCCUUGCAGCCAUGUAUCAGGGUUAAGAGCUGUAGCGCGUUACCUUGGGCGACCUCCAACUUUGAAGGAUAUGAAGCUCAAAGUGCUAACGUCAGUGCCUUUUUCACAAUCUGGGGUAACUUUUAUCGCUGUAGUUUAGUCCUUCUUUGGGCAUUAUUUCGACAGUCUUGCUAGGAAAUAUACAACCAGAGCAAUGGUGUAGGAAGUGUUGUUACGGUUCAACAAUGUAGCUAUUAUCGACUAGCUUUCGAUCGCCAACAAGAAUAUUGAAUGAGGGCCAUCCUCGCGACGAUGUUUCUGAGGUGGUCGAGAGAAGUCUUGUACGUUUCAUUGGAAACGAGCCAUUCAAUCAUUUUGAGGCGACGAAUUGAAUUGGCGCAGCUGAAAAACGUCGAAACAUAUGUAUUACCCAAGUUCAAUGUGUGCUAAUUAUUUACUCCAAUUGAAUUUGUCAAUAAAACUGACUGAAAACUGUGCUUCUAAAGUUUCAUGUUUUCGUAUGUUUUAUUUACAAUAAGGUUUUUACGCAAAUAUGUCUCAGCAUUUUGGAAUGCCAUCCAUGAUGAUGAUAAUGAGGGUACUGGCAUUUUUACGAUUGUAUACUAUUCCCCUGAUAAGCAUUCCCCAGAAAGCCUUUCCUCAGAAUUCCACCCCCCAGAAUACUAUUCCCCAAAAAGUCAUUUCCUAGAAUGUACCAUUCCCCAGAAUUUUUGUGACUUGGAUGCUCACCCUAUCACCUGAUUCACUCUCCAUCAUACCACUCUAUUACACCCCUGUCGCUCCCCCUGGCAUCCCAUGUGGGACACUUUUCUUAGGCCCCACUACUGACAUACCAUGUGAGGCUUACUUGGGUGCUCACCGUUUUCAUAUCUUGUGAAGCUGACUUUUGUGCUCACCUCUAACAUCGUUUCGUUUCGUUUUUUUAUUUACGUGACUUUAUCACCUCUAACAUAACAUGUGAGGCUGACUUUUGUGCUCACCCCAAGGGAUGAGUCGCUUAGAACAAUGUGCCAUACACACUGUAUCACCUACUAUAACACGAUAUAAGAUUACGAUUCACAGUAAUACAUGAUCAUUUCACUCGUUACCACAAUGUGUGGCACAAUGAGGCACACUUUUGACAACUCAAAAACUGUCAACAAAGUGUAGUUGAAUAAUCAUAGCAACCAUUGCUUUUGUUUUACUGAACACCAUGGCACAGCGUGACACAUCGUCGCACAUUGCGGCACAAGCUACUACGCUGUUUGUUUGUGAGCACAAUUCGAUUUGUGCUAAGCGACUCACCCCUUGGCUCACCCUGACACACCAUACAUACCGUGUGAGGCUGACUUGGAUGCUCACUCUUCGCUCCUCUGCCACGCCAUGAGGCUUCGAUAGCUAAGUCCCAACAUACUACGCUACGACCCUCCCAUCUUGGCAUGAGGCAGUCCACAUAUACGCCUAUAGACUCGCUCUUCUGCUUUGCUUCGGGGUGGCUGGGUUUACCCCUUACACGGUUGCCAGUCGCUGCGCCAAACCUGCCUCAGCAUGAACAGACCAUUCACUCACUUUUCUGCGCUCGGCGUUUUUCGCUGCAACUAACCAAUCACUAGUUAGUCGUGCCCGUCAUCUGUUGCUUGGUGCGCCAGAUUCCCUGUAGCCUGCAGGCAAUCGGGGUGGUUGCAGUCGAGACUGCGUUCCACUUCUCCACCGCUUGACACAUCCGCUGAAUAAGGGUAUCAGGGGUUGUGUCCCAGUCGCAGACGUCAAGCAUUGCUCUUCUUUCGACGUCGAAACGAGGACAUACGAACAGUACGUGUUCGGCAGUUUCGUCGACACCUGGGCAGUCAGGGCAGACGGGGACCUCCGCGUGCCCGAACCUGUGGAGGUACUGUCGGAAGCAGCCAUGGCCUGACAGGAAUUGUGUCAGAUGGAUGUGAACUUCCCCAUGGGGUCUGCCUACCCAGCUCGAUAUGUUAGAUAUCAGCCGGUGGGUCCACCUACCUUUCGAGCAGUUAUCCCACUGACGCUGCCAUCUGGGGACCGAAGCCUCCCUGGUGCGCUCGCGGGCUCCGCUAUUUCCACGUAGCUCGAAGCACUCCUCAUCUUCCCGGAUGACCAGCCCGACUGGCAUCCUGCUCACUAUCACGCAGGAUGCAUCAUGUGAUACGGUGCGGUAAGCAGAUAUCACUCUGAGGCACAUCAAGCGGUAGGUGCUCUCCAGUUUCUGUAGGUAACUGGUUACCCUCAGUGCUCUUGACCAUGACGGACCGCCAUACCUGAGGAUAGAUACGGUAACGCCUGCCAGUAGCCUACGCCUACUGGCGCACACCUUUGAGCUGUUGGACAGCAUCCUCGAUAAUGCCGCAACAGCAGUCGACGCUAUCUUGCAUGUAUAGUCGACAUGGCUGCCGAAGGUCAGCUUGUCGUCUAUGAUGACUCCGAGAGACUUCAGACUCCGCUGUGAGGUGAUCACGACUUCUCCCACAUGGAUAACUGUAUCACAGACUAACAGACAUAACACUACGAGGGAAUUCCCUCGAAAAACAUCGAUUCGACAAUUUUCCCAGAACACUAGCUCCACCUUUUAUUCACAGUCCCAAACACUCACUUACUGGUGGGUUACCCCUCAGGUUUGGGAACAAUUUUUCACUAGUGGCCUAUCCCCCAUAUGCUUGUUCAUAUGUCAGUGGCGCCAUAAUUUCAAAUGUGGCCACAGUCCCAACUACAAAUAUAUUUAAAAUGACCGUUGAAGCGGGCGAAGCUUUGUUUUUGAGUGUUAUGUCUGUUAGUCUGUGACUGUAUGUUGUGCCGACUUGCGGUUGUUGACGAUAACUACCUCCGUCUUAUGCUGAUGAGUCCAAGCUUUGCUGAACCGUCCGCGAAUAUACUGCGCAAGUAGAUGUAUGCGCCGUACGCUACGGCUGAGGCAUACACGAAACCAUGUAUCUCGUAUCCAAUGGCAUCUGAAUACGUAAUACAACUGUGUCAUCUUGAUAAGGUUCGACUACGGCAAUGCUUAUUGCAAAGUUAACCACGCUUACUGAAAUUGCUACUCCACGAUGUCAUCCCAUCCCGUGUUUGUCUUCCAAAGUUGCUAUAUCAGAAGCUUUGCCACGAUGAUAAACGGAACGAACAAACUGUGUGGAUCGAAAAAUUUCAUUCAAUGCGAUUUCAGAGUAGAUUGUUCGUUUUGUUAUCCUUUCAAUUUGUGUCAAUACUGGUCGAUGCUGAUGGGCGGGGUAGGAUCCCUCAAUGGCCUCAUUAGCUCCAUAUUCUUGAAGUCAGGUGCUUUUCAUGGUCCUCGGACGGUAUGUGUUCUAUAAACUCGACGGAAUUUGAACACUAUUUGUGUACGGGAAAACAAUCUCUGGCAAGCAAUUGCUUUAAGGGGGGCGUAUGGUGUAAAGUGUUCAAACCAAAAGUUAUUUUUUACCAUUUUGAAGGUAAAGCAACAAUGGAUCUUUUAUGUAAUGUUAAGAUUUAUUUAUUCAUUGUGCACGAAAAAAAUAUUUUCAGUCAUGCAGGGCCACACACACGAGUGUUCCAAGAGUAGAUGUUCACGUCGUUUUCACGCCGAGGAGCGCCGCGGCGACCACAAUAACUCUUGAUAAAAUUGUCUGAUACAGGAAAUUCAAUAAGAUUUGUAAAGCUUCGACUUGUAGUUACUCGAUGAACCAACAAAAAUAGAAAAAGUACGAGUUUUGGAAAAUGGUUUCAUGAAAAACCAAAAAAUCAUGAAAAUAUUUUACUGUAAAAUUCGCUCUUUUUUCUUCAAAAUAAUAGGGAAAAAAUUUAUUAAUAUUCUGUGGUUCAUCGACAGGCUACACAUAUUGUGCAUUCUCAUAAAAAAUCAAGCCAAUUCGUUGAUUAGUUUUUGAGUUACCGUGUUCGCCAAUUUAAAAAAAGCGGUUUCUAGAAAAACGCUAUUAAAGGGUGUCCCACAUCAAAUUGCACCACAGAAAAAACGCUGUAGAAAAUGAACCAAUCAUUGGGUAUUUUCUCUUGAAAAUUUGGAUAGAAGUAGUUUAGAGUGUAUUGUUUACACUAUAUAUUUAUCGUUGCAAGUUUCUCGAAAAUUGUUGCCGAUAGAUUGAAAUCUGCGUAUGUUACAGCAAAUACGCGCGAGCAAUUCAUGGUGGUUUAUAACAAAAGCAGUUCGAUGUGGCCACCGAGAUUGCGAUAUACUAUUCUAGAGGUUCAAUACUAAGAAUUAAGCGGAUGAAAGGAAGUCGAUUCUUUUUGCCCACUACACAAGACGCUCCCCUUAACUGAUAGUGAUAUUCGAUUGCUUCUUCGACAGUGUCAGACAAGAUGUCGUCCAUAUAACAGUCCUCCUUAAGAAUGCAAUCGGCUAUCAUGUGGUUCUUCUUCGGCAAGCUGAUUCAGGCAUUGAGUGACUUGAUACGGGGCGGAUGCGGUUCCAUACGUUAUAGUAUUCAAUUCCAAAACUCGAAGUGAAUGCAUUGGCUGUUCCCUCCAGAAAAUUCGUCGGUAACAAGUCUUCUCAGGAGCCAUGCGCAUUUGACGAUACAUUUUGCUUAUAUCCGUCGAAAACAUACGGUCCUAUUCUGCGCGGCGUGUGACGUGAGACGACUAAACUCACCUCACUUUACGUGACUUUUUUCACCCGAUUCUGAGAGUCGACUCGGGUGAGGUGAGAUUCCCCAUUGCAGUUAAAUGGGCGUCUCACGUCACCCUUCAGAUUUGGGUGAGAAUAGUCACGUAGAGUGAGGUGAGAUUAGUCAUCCCACGUCACACGCCGCGCAGAAUAGGGCCGAUAAUAUCACGCUGCCGGAAACACAAUAUGAUGGAAAAUAGGUCUCGUUGCACAAUAGGGCCUACUUUAAGGACAUCGUUUAAUGAAAUUGCGGAUGACAUAGACUUCGCACUAGUAUCGAAAACUACGCGGCACUUGGUACAGGAACUGGAGGGACGAAUAACAGCAUGGUGUGGCACAAAAUACUUCGUUGGAUUGACUGGAUCGACUGCCUUCACUUCGUUACAAUGACCAAGUGUUUCGUAUUCUCAAAUAAAUUCGACGUACGGCAAUCGAAACUCAGAGCAAGGAAGCAAGCACUUUUCCAACAUCAAGAAUCGCUUGAAAGCUAAUGCGCGGCCAUCAUCCAACUGGCUGAAGGUAUCCUUAAAUGGAAGUCUUACGAUAAAUGUAAUUUUUUGUCAACAACUGAGCGAGAUCAGAGUGGAGUUAACAGAAAAUUUGCUUCACAUGACUGCUCUUCGGUUGACAACGUUGUAGCAUCGGAAACUUCUUCGAUCUUCCAGAACUGAAGCAUCAUCUCCUGUACUUUGUCUAUUGAUCCUAGGUUUGCAUGUUGCAUGGCAGGUCACGUUGGGCUCGUAGACUACUCAUCCUAGGUAGGUCUCUCUUAGCGAUAAUUAAAUGCCCAGGCUUUAGCAGGUCGAAAAAUAGUUCAGCUCCGACCAACAAAUCCAUUUUGCUGGCUCAUGGAACGCAGGAUCGGCAAGUUCAAUAUUACUGGGAAUAUUUUAUUUUUUACGUCGAGUAUGAUGACCGGUUACUUUUGGUGUAACUAGGCACUCUAUGUUAGCGUAGCGAAACUUAACAAAUGCCUUAUCCACUGAGAACUGACAUACAAGUAAAGUUUUCAACUUGUGUAAGAAAUAAAACUGUCGCUUUGAAAUGACAACAGCAAGUAGCAACUUGCCACUGGUCGGCGCUUCAAUCGCCCAGCAAUCGCUAUACGGGACUAGUGUGCAAACUUGGAUACAAUGGUGAUUAACGCAUGCAAACCUAUAUGCGAUGGUGAUUUUCAACGUAUUUUCAUUCAAAUGUUUACACAGGUUUUUCGGGAAAGUUUGCACUAGUUUAUAUGUCUGUUCUCUGUGCCUUAUCAUAGGCCAACGUUUUGAUAACAAUUAUUCCGACAAUAGGGAUCUUUAAUUUGGAAAAAUUGUGUCAGUCUUUCAUAUGCAUUGAUAGCGGGUUUCGUUACGAGUACACUCGUAUCAUUCUUAAACCUUAAUUAUUCUUUUCUGAUUUUUAAAUAAAAAAAAAACAAAUUAAAUUCAACCAACAAACUGACAGUUGUCCUACUAAAUGACGUAUCUGAAAAUAUCUCGUUCGCCUCAUUGUUAACCGGGACAGCACCCCACACAGCAUGAUCUGGUACUUUUGCAAUUCGCUAGCAGCCUGCCAUCCCAAGUUUCAUCUGCAAACUAUGGUAGAUCUGAUAAGGCAACCUAUAGAGUCGUGCAAGUCGCAUGGGUUUGGAUGUGUUGUUGUCCUAAAAGGAAACAAACUAAAAAAUGUUUUUUUUCAAUGGUUUUGGACCUAAAAAUUGGAAAAGGACUGAGAUAUUAACUCACGGUACUAAUCUGCAUCAGAAUAUGCCUUAACCCGCACACCCCUAAAGAUCCCUAUUGGAACCAAGAAUUUCGCCAUUCUUUCGAUCGCGAAGAUGACUUGUGAUUCACGGUUCAGUAGCACAAAUGGCAUUCAUGUGGUUAAUUAUGUCCUAAUAAACGUGUUAUUGCCCUGCUUUAAAGGCGACAGAGCAGUUAUAUUUAUGUUUUAUUAUUCUUAUCUCCUUGAAAGCGAGUCGUCUUGCGAUUUGAUGUUAUCUGAACUACUUUAAAAAUACGGGGCACCCCAACGCUUAUAAGUGUAUAACACGACAAUAAAUCAAUAGUAGCAUUUCUCGAAAAGGCAUCCGCGACUUUAUUGUUACGUGUUCGUCAAUUUCGAAAAUCUAUCAUCGGUUGAUUGUUCAUUUAGUCUCUCGUGGAAGGGUUAGUUUCUAUGCGUUCUAGUGUUAUGCGUAUUGUGUAAUAUUCCGUAUUUGCCGUAUCUAUUGCUAUACUAUUUCAAAUCCUAUUGAAGUGCGUCAGUGGUUAUCGUUAUGUGUAUGAGAGAUUCAAGGCAGAAUCACAACAGCAUUUAGUUGCUCACAUUGCGUUGAACGAGAUUGAGAGAAGUUUUAUUUGUUCUCUAAACUUUGUCGAAACGUCUUCUUUCAAGAGAGAGCCACUAACUUUAAAAAGAACAAAACUCAGUCAAUGUUUAUUCUCCUAAGAAGAUUAAUCAAAACAUGCUAAUCCUCAGUAACAUUCAAUCCACACGUGUUUUCGGCUACUAAGCAAGUAAGCAUACAUUUUAAUGUAAAUAGCAAGUUAAAAAAAACUGUACAUUCUAAAAAAAAACGAUAAAAACAUUGGUGCAGCAACAAAUAACGGAAUUUUAGGAUCUCAUUUUAGAAAGCCACAAAGAAAGCGAAGCAAAAUAACACAAAACCUAAAUUUAUUUUUUAGCAAAUACAAUCAAAUCCUCAAUAAAUAGAAAAAGCAAAAUAAUCAGCACGUUUGUUUAAUUUCGAAAACGGGCACCAGCAAUGAAUACUAAGUGAACCAUCCGAAAGGCGCGGGAGAUGGAAUUGUUAAAAGAUUGAGAUAAAAAAGUGCCCCGCAUUUCGUUUAUGCAUACUCUAGGUAACUUGGGCACAAAGUUUGCGCUUCGUGUGCUGGUAUUUUGUGAACAAAGUGCAAAUUAUUUUGUAAAUUACAAACACGCUGCGGAACGCUUGCGACAUGGGAUACAGACUACUAUUAGCAAUUAUCCAGCUAAACUACAGUUGCAGAAAAAAACAAAACACUGAUAAUUAUUAUGACUUACUGCCAUAUUUGAAAUAAAGAAUUAUUUGUCGUAUGCGAGUGAGUAUCGAAUGAAUGGAGAAAAAAAAUAAAACAGAAUGUGAUGUGUCAUAUUUUGGAAACAAAAAUAUAGAUCUAAAAUCAACAUGAUACAACGUGAGGUGUACCAGGACAUAAUUACGUACAGUAUGGUGCAGGGAAUGCCCGUUGAAUUACAACCUUAACCGUAAUUUUAAUUGGUUUUACAUUUUUGUUAUUUUCCAGCACUAAAAAGUAUCAUUGUAUCACCAGAAAACAAACAUAAAUACACUCACAAACACACGUGCGAACGUAAUAUAUAUGUUAGUAGCUAUUGGUGCAACAAAAGGAAGACACAAGAAGUUGUCUGUGUUUGUAAAAAAAGCAACCAAGCAUGCCGGCGAGUGAAAAGCAGCAUGCAUUAACAUUAAAUAAAAAUAAACCACAACAGGCAAGCAUUGAAUAAACGCUAUGUUGAAAAGAAACUGAAGAAAUGCAUUAGAAAGCAAAAGAACACAAUAGAAUUAUACCGAGUAUAUAAAAAGUAUAUAAUAUGAAUUGAAUUUAUUAUUAUUUUUUAAAUGAUAUGAAAUAGGUAAAAUAAAAGGUAUAAAACAAUAAAA